AUGCUUAUUGAAGAAGUAGGAAAACAAUGGCAAUCAUUACAAAAAGUCAGAGAUGAUAGAAUUAUUAACAAUAUUCAAACUUUUAAUGUUGCAAGUUUAGCUUUAAAAGAAUGUACAAAGGCAUCUAUUCAACAAAAAUAG
Messenger RNA from Funneliformis geosporum, 141 nucleotides. The record is from the annotation of a GenBank genome assembly. NCBI's taxonomy places the organism in Eukaryota, Fungi, Glomeromycota, Glomeromycetes, Glomerales, Glomeraceae.